GACGCCUCUUGGAAGCCCUCACCUUGAGCCCUACCCCACGUCUGGAUGCACUCCAGGAAGUGGGGCGAGAACCCCCCAGGGCCCAUGUCAGCUUCCCUCAGGGUCCUGCCCAGCCUGGGCACAGCACAUGGAUGGGGCAGGAUGCUGCCUGCCUGUUCUGGACCCCCGGCCCCCUGCUGAGAGCGUUGGCCCCUUCCUAGGGCCUCUGUGGGAGGGUGGGGCGGGGCCAGGCCUGCCCAGAGUCCACCUUCUGCUCCAGCCAGAGGAGGGUCCUGUAGGGAUCCCGGCUGGGGAAGGUGCAGGGGGCCUGGGAGACGGCCUCUCCGAAGCGGUGAAACCCUCACCCUUCCGUCCCCCCUACCACCCUCCCCUACACCCUCCCCUGACAGAGGGUGGCAGCCCCAGGCUCUUUGCAUAAUCCUGUGGCUUCGCUGUCUUCACCCAGCACCAACGGACAGGGAAGGGCAGAGAAGGCCACCAUGGCGACACUCCUCUCCCAUCUGCAGCAGCGCCCUCCCCUCUUGCGCCAGGCCAUCAAGAUAAGGCGCCGCAGAGUCAGAGAUCUACAGGAUCCCCUGCCCCAAACGGCCCCGGAGAUCCAGCCUCCGUCCCACCACGUCUCCCCCGAGCAGCGGGCCCUGCUCUACGAGGACGCACUCUACACUGUCCUGCACCGCCUGGGUCAGCCUGAACCCAACCAUGUGACGGAGGCCUCUGAGCUGCUGCGGUACCUGCAGGAGGCCUUCCACGUGGAGCCUGAGGAGCACCAGCAGGUGCUGCGGAGGGUCAGGGAGCUCGAGAAGCCAGUAUUUUGUCUGAAGGCAACAGUGAAACAGGCCAAGGGCAUUCUGGGCAAAGAUGUCAGUGGGUUCAGCGACCCCUACUGCCUGCUGGGCAUUGAGCAGGGUAUAGGUGUGCCGCCGGGGGGCAGCCCUGGGUCCCGGCAUCGGCAGAAGGCUGUGGUGAGGCACACCAUCCCCGAGGAGCAGACCCACCGCACGCAGGUCAUCACCCAGACACUCAACCCCGUCUGGGACGAGACCUUCAUCCUGUACGUGGCUGCACUCCAGCCCCCACUCUGUCCAGGUCUCCUCUGGGUAGCAGGGUCUCCCCCAGAUAAUGAGAUGAGUAGGUUGUCCUGGCUCGGGAGGGGGUUUGGCCCUGGACAAAGACUGGAGAAGAAGUCCAUCUCUAGGCACGUUAGAUGGACAGUAGGUCAGAUGGGACAGAACGACAUCAAUGCCACAUGUGCUGAUGGGGCAAGGAGGGUCGGGCCCUUGUGAGUGAGUCUGGGGGUGCCUGAAGCCAUACCUGAAAGGAGGCAGGGAUAGGUGCGGUGGCUCACGCCUGUAAUCCCAGCACUUUGGGAGGCUGAGGUGGGCAGAGCACUUGAGGCCAAGAGUUUGAGACCAGCCUGGCCAACAUGGCAAAAGCCCAUCUCUACUAAAAAUACAAA
Messenger RNA from Piliocolobus tephrosceles (Ugandan red Colobus), 1456 nucleotides. RefSeq names its product protein unc-13 homolog D-like. The transcript is spliced from 6 exons. The record is from RefSeq and is a predicted model, not a curated record. Gene Ontology annotation, biological process: secretion. NCBI's taxonomy places the organism in Eukaryota, Metazoa, Chordata, Mammalia, Primates, Cercopithecidae. Gene Ontology annotation, cellular component: exocytic vesicle. Bases 480 to 1283 code for a protein of 267 amino acids.